This is a messenger RNA of Trichomycterus rosablanca, 1981 nucleotides long. Its product is annotated as mucin-17. NCBI's taxonomy places the organism in Eukaryota, Metazoa, Chordata, Actinopteri, Siluriformes, Trichomycteridae. The transcript has 7 exons. The record is from RefSeq and is a predicted model, not a curated record. The coding region runs from base 1 to 1098 and encodes 365 amino acids.
AUGGGAGAAGUAUCGUGGAGUGUUAUUUCAGCCGACGGUGUCACCGCUGCUCCUGGAGUCGACACAACAACCUCAGACUCACUCUCGGCUUUUAUCAUCAGCAUCAAAAUCAACAAUCGCAUUUACAACGACUCGCUCAAGGACCGCCAGUCACUGGACUAUAAGGCACUACGACAGGAAGUCGAGGAUGUGUUUUUCAGUACUUACAGCUACUCACCUUCAGCUCAGUAUCAGGAGAUUGCAGAGAUGACUUUCAGUAACGGAUCUGUGAUCGCCAGAUCUACGCUGCUGUUCAGUAAAAAACAAGCAAAUUCAGAGGCACUGAAAAACGUUUUCAUCACUAAUUAUCAGCAACAUCCUUCUAGGAUGCUGGAUCUGAACCUCAACUACACCGCAGAAUUAGAACCCGUCCCGAUCACAUUUCCUCCCCUCGACAACAUUCCUGAGUCCUUUCAUUCCAAUGAAAUCAAUCUACACACCAGCACUGCUGCACCCACCUCCACCACCAUCCCUGUAACCAGUACUACACCCCAGCAUACACACCCCAGUACAACAGCAGCCACCAGUACCGGCUCCAUCACACCCACCACCACAUCUACAGAGUCACAUGAUCCACCUACAACCUCCGACACCACCGUUACUGGUACCUCAGCACCCCUCGGUACGAGCACGAGCGAAGAAACCUCCCCGUCCUCCUACACCAGUCCGCCCGGCCCUUCAGGGGGCGACAGCACAACAACCACCGCCUCAGGAACAGCGACCCGCAAGCUGGCAGAACCUGAAGGCUCGGGAUCGACAGCUUCAGAGCCAGGCGUGCCAGGCGUGCCAGUAUGGGGCAUCGCCAUUUUGGUACUGGCAGCCAUCAUACUCUUCUUCCUCCUGUUCCUCAUCAUCCUGCUGCUGCUGUGUUGGUGCUGUUGGGGGAGACAGCGUGGCUUCAUGAACGUGUCCGAUCCGGAGCCUAUAAGCUAUUAUAACCCCGACAUUCCCAUGUACUCCACUCAGAGCACGUUCGACUCGCACAACGGCAAGUCAGCGGACGCAGACUCGGAGAGAGCUCAUAAAAACAGGACUGGAACCUUCGGCCUGAACAAGUGAUGCUGCUGCUGCUGCACUGGGUGGCUAAAAAUGCUAAAACAUCAAACAGUUAAAAUCACGACCUGAUUUAUUUUUAAGCUACUCAGAAACUCAGACGUUACAUUAAGGUGCUCAGUUUGACCACCUUGUUCCAUCAAAUAUACCAACUACAAAAGUGGCAGCCAACACCAUGUAACCAGUGUUGCCACUCUCCAUCUUAAGAAUUCCCAAGAUUGUACUAAAAACCCCAAGUAACUGAAAACAACAAAAGUUUAAACUCAUCGAUUUUGCAGCCAUUCAUCGUUGAACGGUUGUCUAUCUAUACCAUGCUUUUGCUUUUUUACAUGGCGGUGUGCGAGAUCCAUGUUCACGGGUGAUCUCUGUGAUCGCCGUCAUCAAACGAUGCCACACGAUGUUUACACUACGAUGAUUGACGCAGAUUUAUUCCUGCAAUCUAUCACAAUUACCAAAAAACAGAAGUAAAAUGCACGGAUGAGACUCACGUCCAAGAAAAUGUAAGUAAGUAAAGAAGUAAAUGUACAGUAGGUGUAGAAAUGACCAGCGACAACCAGAGGUUAUUAUUUAGUAGUACUGCUUCAUCAUUCCUUAUUAAUGACUGCAGACCAUAAAACUGCUGGAGUGUAAAUUACAAAUCCCGAGACUACUUGGCAAAAUCCCCAAAUCCCCAAAUCUUGGGAAAAAUCCCAAAGUGGCAACACUGCAUGUAACACCAAAUACGCCGCAGGGACGCUACGCUAGCUUAUACAAAUCAAUAAUAUAAAGCUAAUGUCAGUGUAGUCAUAUUUUCUUACUGUAAUUUAGCACACGGCUGUAAUAUUUCACGAGACGGUAACAGUUUGAUUCAGAUUCAGAUGGUUACUGAAUGUAAUGCAUAGAUUUUAAU